This is a messenger RNA of Lingula anatina, 1788 nucleotides long. Its product is annotated as leukocyte elastase inhibitor. NCBI's taxonomy places the organism in Eukaryota, Metazoa, Brachiopoda, Lingulata, Lingulida, Lingulidae. Gene Ontology annotation, molecular function: serine-type endopeptidase inhibitor activity. The record is from RefSeq and is a predicted model, not a curated record. Gene Ontology annotation, biological process: negative regulation of endopeptidase activity.
UAAACGUAUGACAGGUCACGUUAAACAGACCCUGCUCAUAUUUCCAAGCUACGUUCGUGCCUGGCGUAAAUUAAAGUCCUCGCCGUGAUUAAAAGACAAAAUCGAUCCAACUAUCAUGCAUCCUUUGGUUAGAUCAGCUGUUCUUCUCCUCUGUUUGCUGGUGGUUAUAAGUCACUGGUCUUUUGACACACUUGGUCAAGAAACACAAACGCAGGAUGCCACCCAACCUGAGCAACAGCUUGUUACCAGUAACACCAACUUCGCUCUAAACAUGUUCCAGAAUCUCAAGGCCGAGUCCGAUAACAUUUUCUUCAGUCCAUUCAGCAUCACGACUGCUUUAAGCAUGGUCCUUCUCGGUGCUAAAGGCGAUACGAGAUCAGAGAUGAAAAGAGUGAUGGGUUACAGCAAUAUUCCUUCUAUUCAUGAACAUUACAAACGCCUCCUCACUAGACUUACCAAAUCAGGUAACAAAUAUCUCCUCCGUAUUGCCAAUCGUCUCUUUGGAAGAGCAGGAUUUGAUUUCAAUCAAAAGUAUAUUGAUGACAGUGGACGGUACUAUGAUGCUCCUCUAGAUCUACAGGACUUUAGCCAACCUUCCGCCACAACCAGGUACAUCAACAAUUGGGUAGAACAGCAGACAAAUAACAAGAUCGUCGACUUCCUGCCAAAUAACUUCAUCAACCCCCAGCUCAUCCUAAUUUUGGUGAACGCAAUAUAUUUCAAGGGAACGUGGACCAGUAAGUUUUCGGUGUCAAACACCCGUCUCCAACCGUUCUUCACAUCCAACGUGAACCAGGAAACCGUGCCAAUGAUGUUCCAGAAACAAAGUUUCCCGUAUGGUACCAGUGCCUUGCUGAAAUGCAAAAUUUUGGAACUACCGUACCAUGGUGACGCUAGUAUGGUCAUCUUUCUCCCAGACCAAAUUGAUGACCUUGGUCAUCUGGAAAGAUCACUGACCAGCGCAUCGGUUGUAGAUGAGGCUUUGUUCACAUUGAGGGACCAGACAGUAAUCGUGUACCUGCCUAAGUUUAAGCUGAGCAACAUGCGUUUGGAUUUGAAACCCGUGCUUAUUCAAAUGGGAAUGUCGAAAAUGUUCAGCUUAGGCGCUGAUUUGUCGGGAAUUGGUGGGAAACCAGGCGACUUGUUCGUUUCUAAGGCGAUCCACGAGGCUUUCGUUGAUGUCAACGAGGAAGGAACCGAGGCAGCGGCUGCCACGGCCAUAGGCGUGUUUUUUACGUCAUUGAUUUCAGUGACUCCUGUAUUCCGAGCUGACCGGCCCUUUGUCUUCCUGAUUCGCGAGAAGUCAUCGGGCACUGUUCUGUUUAUGGGCAGACUUAUGAACCCGGUUGCAUAAAAAGCAAGAAUUCAAAAAAGAAUCACGAAAUUUACACGUAACUCUAUGUUGUCUGAAUUACGUUUUCUGACAUCUGAAAUUUAUCAACAAUUAAAAUGAUGCCAUGAAAAUUUUGAUAAGAUUUGUAUUAGGAUAGGAUUAAGAUAUAAGACAUUAUGCUUUCAAACUACCGAACUUUUUGUAUAAUGCAAAGUCCAUGUUUCCAUCCGUAUACAAUAAAGAGAAUUCAUGCAGUAAAUCAAGGACAUGAUAGUAAUAUAUUACCCUAGGUUCUAGAUUCCGGUAUUGCCAGCUCGAGCUUGAUUUCAUAUAUAACCCAUGUCGCAAUACCAGGCUCUAGUGCAUAGCGACCAUGUUAGGCUCCCGUCAAUCAAAUAGAACGGCUCCGCAGUGAUUCUGCAGUUGAAUGUCAUCAGACCAAAAUGAAACGUAAA